AAGUAGAAUUGUCAGUGAGCAAUUAUUUCUGCAAUGGGUUUGCUAAACAGCAAAACUAGUUUCCAGCAUGUAAACGCGGAUUUUCGUCAAUAAAAUCGUGUAAGCCUCUAACGAGACGACACCCAGGAUGUCUGACGUCAUAGAGAAGACCAUCGCUUCCCUCCCGAAGUUGUUCUCUGACGGCAUCCGGGGAUCAGCGGCGGAUAAAAACACGUCUAACAAAAAGCUGAUGGGGAGGGCAUUUCAUGUCUUUAUCAGAAGUGUCUGCAGGUGUCGCAACUUAGCGGAGGAAAAGGCAUUUGUUGCCCAUGAACUGGAACAAAUCAAAGAAAAUUUAAGCAGAGCUGGUGUUUCACAGGACUCUGUGUGUGACAACCUUUGUCGUCUAGUGUUCUGUCACAUUCUCGGUUAUGAUGUGUCUUUUGGUCUCAUCUACACAAUGAAGCUGGCACAGCAAGGUUCUGGACUAGAAAAAAGAAUUGGUUACACGACUGCCAUGUUACUCAUUCACCAGGAUCAGGAACUAGCUCUGCUGUUGAUGAAUACCAUUCAGAAGGAUCUGAGCAGCACUAACAUUCUGGAUAACUGUAUAGCCCUGUCAGCUGUGUGUCAUUUGGUCAGAUCAGAGGUCGGUGCCAUCAGCAUGUUCCUACCCCUGGUACAGAAGAAACUACAACAUCCAAGAGAAUUGGUAAGAAUGAAGGCAGCUUGUUGUAUCCUGAGGUUUAUAAGGAUCAUCCCCAGCUACCAACGCCACCUAGAGGACAACUGUAGAAAGCUUCUGUAUGACAAAGAUCCAGGGGUCAUGUCAAUAGGGGUCAAGAUUCAGCUAGAGCUGCUUAAGGGAGGAAAUCAAAACAGCCAGAACUUGACCUCUGACCUAAUCAAAAUUCAACAGCAGAUUAUGAACAGAAGUCUCCCAUCAUCCUUUGAGUAUCAUGGCAUCCCAUUGCCAUGGCUUCAGAUUGACAUACUGAGGGUUUUGGCAGUUCUUGGUAGAGCAAACAAAAAAAACAGUGAAGACAUGUACCCCCUGCUGAGAGAGCUUCUGGAUAAAAUUAACAUGAGGGAGAAAAUGGCUUACGCUCUCAUGUAUGAAUGCAUUGUGACCAUCACCAGUAUUGUACCCCAUCGAGGCCUUCUGAGUGAAGCAAGUAUCAGAGUGAAGAAAUUCAUCUCCUCAACAAGUUAUGUCCUCAAGUACAUAGGUGUGAAGGCCCUGACACAUCUGAUCACUGUGAGCCCUGAGAGCACCACUGACUGUCAGAUGAUUGUAGUAGAGCUUCUAGAUGACCCAGAUCCAGCCAUCCAAUCAAAGACUGUUGACCUUCUGUACAGUAUGUCCAAUGAGAGCAAUGUCAAGGUUGUUUGUAGUAAGCUGGUGGAACACCUGAAUCGCCCGGGGAGUGAUUUCACCAAGUCAGAACUCAUCAGAAAAAUUGUCACCCUAACAGAGAACAAAUAUAACCAAGAUGGUGUCUGGGUCUUUGACGUCACCUUGAUGAUUCUAAAAGUGGAACGAAACAACUUACCCGAAAACCUAGUGGAGAGGCUGCUGAAAAAUCUUGUCAAAAUUUUAGACCUACCUGUUCAAACCAGUAAGGUACCGGAGACAAUACAGCAUGUUGUUAAGAAGUCUGUUCAGGGAUUGUUCCAGGAGAACUGCUCCAAGGAACUUGUCUGCAUUGCCACCUGGAUUCUUGGUGAGUGUUCAUCCCUGUUGAAGAAUAUGCCAGAAGACAAGAUUAUGUCCCUUCUCCAGAAGCAGUUCCUCAGGUCGUCACUAGGUGUCACCACACGUCUGUGGAUUCUGUCAUGCCUGACUAAUCUCCAGUGUGGGGGGAUAUUGAAAUCUGGAGUGGUGAGAGAGGUUAUAGAGAAAAUGAGAGGAGUUGUACAGGAAUUUACACUACAGCAGAAACUUGCUGAAUGUCAGAGACUGUGUGAGUCACCAUUAGCAAUAGAUCUUCGUACAGAAGAGUUGGACACUGCAGAGCCUGACUUCACCCUGUCUUUUCUGGAUGACUUUGUGACAGAUUCCCUGGAGAGUGGAUCAAAGCCCUAUAUGCACAGAAAUCUACGGAUACCACCACAAGCAAAAGACUCAUUGUUUGCUGGAUUUAAUGAAUCACAACUUGUCAGUGAAUCUGUACACUCAAGUUCAUCAGGAAAAAUUGCAAGUCUGGGAGUGUCAACCAAGUCAGCAACAUCUGACUCAAAAAAUGUUGACCUCAAACUUAAGGGUGUCACCAAAGUUUGGGGAGAAGAAGGGUUUCUGGAGCAGGAAACCAGUCCACAAUAUAUUCCUAAUAAAGAGUCUGACAAAAAGCAGAGGGAACUAGCCAAGAAAAGAGAAUUAGCUGCAGCUUUAUUCAGUGGAUUCGACAGUCAGAAUAAGGUUAGUGAGAAAGAGACUGAAUUACAGGAUCCAUGGGCAGAGGGAGUUCCCUUAACACUGAAUUCUACCUCCACAGACUGGAGAGCUCUCAGUGCUGAAGAAUCAGAUAAAGGAGAUAAUUCAAAGGGAGUCUUAAUGAAUGAUGGUGCUACAACAUCAACCAACUUAUUAGAUUUUUCAGAGCCUAACACAUUGUCAGAAAAUUUUACUUCUAAUGAAGGACUGCUUUCUGACAGUGGACAUAAUAUAGAUGAUGAUGAAAAGAAAAGUUUUACCAACAGUCCACCAUGCAUGGAAUCACAAUACCAGGAAAAGGACUUAAAUUUAGAGAAAACAGAGUUUUAUAGCAGAGAACCACCUCCUCUUAGUAAUGAAGAUUUUUCUGAAGAUGGGGCAAGUUAUCUGGAUAAUCAGCCAUUUUCUGGUUGUGAUGAAGAUUUGGAUGAAGGAAACCUUAUGUUUAGUCAGGAAAAUAUGGAAAGUUUUAGUCAGUUAAAUUUAGAUACCUCUCAUACCAAAGACGAGGAAAGUGAAAGUAGCUCAUUCAAUAAAAUGAAAGUAAAUUCUAACAGUUUACAAAGUGAAAGUCCAGACAAUGAAGCUGUUGCAAAACAGCUAAAUCUUGAGGAAGACAAUUUAUAUAGUCAGUAUAAUGCAUUGAGUGAUUGUGAUGAUUCAGAUAACAGUGAUAGUGUUUGCUGAAACAAAAGUAUUUUAUUUAAUUAUUAAACAAUAGUUAGGUUAGUGAUCAAGGCUUUAACAAACUUUCAGGAAUUUCCUUUUCAACAUGCAUACAUGAUUAUACAUAAGGUUUAACUAUGAGACUUUUUGCAUGCGUUUAAUAUGAUGUACAGUAUGUUAUCUUCCAAGCAAAAACAAAAGUAGUUUAUUCAUUUCCUAAACAAUAGUAAAGUUAGUGAUCAAGGGUUAAAAAAAACUCUCAGGAACGUUCUUCUCAGUGUGCAUAUUACUUAAGGUUUAUUCUUGAGACUUGUGCAUGUAUUUAAAAUGAAGUAUCUUAUCUUCUUAGCUAUGUUUUUUGCCCAUAUAGAAAUGUGAUAUGCCUGAUACUGUGAUAAAGUGCAUGAACAAGA
Molecule: messenger RNA, 3492 nt
Organism: Saccostrea cuccullata (small rock oyster)
Lineage: Eukaryota; Metazoa; Mollusca; Bivalvia; Ostreida; Ostreidae
Product: AP-4 complex subunit epsilon-1-like
Exons: 19
Coding region: 128-3100 (990 amino acids)
Biological process (GO): intracellular protein transport; vesicle-mediated transport
Cellular component (GO): AP-4 adaptor complex; membrane coat
Molecular function (GO): cargo adaptor activity
Source: RefSeq, a predicted model, not a curated record